This is a messenger RNA of Pseudonaja textilis, 1617 nucleotides long. Lineage: Eukaryota; Metazoa; Chordata; Lepidosauria; Squamata; Elapidae. The record is from RefSeq and is a predicted model, not a curated record.
GAGCUUGUCUCUCCAAAAAAAUCGAUUAUGCAUUCUUUCUGAGACUGCACGUGGAGUUACAUUUAGAAGCCAGCGAAUGCUGGUAAAUGGGCAGAGAGUAAAGGUCAAAGCGAUCCUAGUGAGAAGAGGCAUUCGAAGAAAUCCUGUUCUUCCCAAAAACUCAGGCGCAACCUUUCUUGGUGUGUCUCUUACUCCCGACUUGGAGGGAAUUGGAUUCCAAUCCCCAUUAUUUUCAGCCGGUGGAGCCACAUUAAUGCGCUGGCCAGAAAUGACGCAGAUCGUCAUCCAGCACACCGAAGAUUUUCCAAACCGGAGAAAAGUAGAUGCAAAACUAGAUACAACUACUGUUCUGCAGAAAUAGAUCAUCUGCUUCUUUUGGUGACUGGGGCCGCGAAAUGCCAAAGCGCAAACCUCUUUUCGUCACGUUGAUAAGAAACUUCAUGGAGAGCCUAAGUAGCCUCUAGAAUAGAUGAAAAGCAUUUUUAUUUUUCUGCGGACGAGCGUUUGGCCUCUGUUUUACUUCGUAAUUAUGGAACAAGGAGGUUCCUGCUUUGAGUCAGAACUUGAUUUUUGUCCUGAAUGUGGUACUGUCCUGCCCCUGCCAGGUAUCCAGGAUAAGGUGAUAUGUCCCUGUUGCUCUUUCAGCAUUGAUGUGCAAGAUUUUGAAAAGAGAGUCAUCCAUACAUCUGUCACAUUCAACAAAAUAGAUUCCUCUUCUUUGACUGCAGAAGAAGGAAAAGAAGUUAAGGGUCCACUGAUUGACAGAAAAUGUCCUCGUUGUGGGCAUGAGGGCAUGGCUUACCAUACUCGACAGAUGAGAUCUGCAGAUGAAGGGCAGACAGUUUUCUACACCUGCAUCCAAUGUUCCAGGAGAAAGAAGAUUCUUAAUCACCUUUGCCAAAAUUUGUGGAAGACAGUACUUAAAAUUCCAAGUGCCAGAGAAUUAUUUUUGGAUGUUUAUGAAGAGAUGAGAACAUUCUUAGGUGCUUUAGAAGCAUCCUGUUUAAAUUGGAUGAUUGGCAGCUGCAAUCAUCCAAUUGCACAGUUCAAAUGAAAAUGGAAAGAGCAAAAACAGGACCUGACAAAUGGCCUUGCAGAACUUCAAAAUUCCUUUUCCUCAACUGUUUCGGUCAGUGAAAGAACAGUGAUCAAAACAUGUGCUGAGUUGCAAGUUUCUCUUUAUUGCUGCUUUUAUGUGUAUUUAUUUCCCUAUAAAUUCAUGUUUUUAUUGAAUUUUACUGGUUCCUCCGGCUACCAUAAGCUUAUGAGUUUUACACAGAACUAGGGACAAGAGAUCUUCCAUUCUCCUUUGAAUAUGUUAUGGUUUUAUUAAUGCAGGUCUGAAUUCUGUUUCAAAAAAAAAAAAGAUGAUUCUGUGUGGGUGGUUGCUUAGCAAUGAAAUUGUAUGAACUCAUAAAUCUACAUUGUACAAAAUGAUCUAAUUCUUCUGCUUUGUGGUUCUUUGGGAAAUAGAUGCUAGACUGCAAUAGCAACUAAGUGAGCACGAUAGGAAUAAUUUGUAGUCUUUCUUGGGUUCCAUUUAGCACCUGCCCCCAGACAUGAAGAAACUGCAAAUUUUCUGAUCUUUAUUAAUGUGGACCUCAAAGCCACCUCCUC